GUGUGUAUCAAUCAGGCUACACUUAAAAUUAUGAGUUAUUCCAAUUUAUUAAUUUUAUUAAAUUAAGUGUGUAAUCAAGUGAAUUUGUGUUAAUUUCUGUUGUAAUUAAAAAGCCUGGAACUGUCUCAAUUCGUGAAUAGUGAUCGUUAUAUAAAUAUACAGUGAUUUAAUGAUAAAAUUCCAAAAAAUUAUUGUGAAGGAGGAAAAAAUAUCUUAAUUAAAGUCAAUUUCAUAUAAGUGGAGUAGCUCAAGUGGAAAUAAAAAGCAGAUCAUGGCAUUGGCAAAGAUAUCAAAACAACUGAAUAUCGCAAAUCAGCUAAUCACCGAGAAAGUAUUCAAUGGAGAAAAAUCAAAGUUUAACGAUGAUUAUACGGAGAUGGAGAAGAAAACCGACGCAACAGCUGAUAUGGUCGAUGACUUACAAACCAAAACGAAAGAAUUUCUCCAACCAAAUCCGGCAGCACGAGCGAAAAUGGUCGCAAUAAAGUUGUCGUCUGGAAGUCAGGCACAAAAAGCUCAAUAUCCACAAACGGAAGGCAUAUUAGGAAAUGCAAUGACAGGUCAUGGGAAGAAAUUAGGUGAAGAUGAUCCGCUCGGAUCGGCUUUAAUGGAGACUGGCGAGUCACUAAAGCAAAUAGCUGAUGUAAAAUAUUCACUAGAUAAUAAUGUCAAACAGAAUUUCCUCGAGCCUCUUCAGCAUUUACAAAAUAGCGAUAUUAAAGAAGUUUUGCAUCAUCGAAAGAAACUUUCAAAUCGUCGCUUGGACUACGAUGGAAAGAGACGAAAACAGCUUAAAGGUGGCAUAUCAGAUGAUGAGGUUCGCAUGGCACAGGAUAAAUUUCGUGAAUCUCUUCAUAAUGCAUCGACAAGCAUGCAUCAUUUAUUGGAAAAUGAUGUUGAGUUAAUUUCACAACUUGCUGUGUUUUCGGAAAGCCUUAUGACCUAUUAUCAACAAUGUGCCGAGAUUAUGCAAGAACUAACUAGCAAACUUUAUGAGAAAAAAUCAGAAGCAAUGAAUCGACCCAAGAAACAAUUCAUACCAACAACAUUAUCGGACUUGAAUAUAGACUCACUCUCGAUUGGAAGCAAUAAUGAUCGACAGAAUAACAACAGUAAUGGUGCGCGUCUUAAUAAUUUUGACAGAUUCAAAGCAACUUCGUCUUCAAAUCUUUCCUAUAAGCAUUCCAAUCUGAACAAUAAUAAUAUUAAUAAUAAUAAUAAUUUAAGUCGUGCAAGUAAAUUGUACGGCUCGCAAUCAAACAUUUCGUCCACAUCUUCAGGAUCACGUUAUCAAACUGUAAAUAAUAGCAAUAAUAACAAUAAUAAUAAUAGCCAAUAUUAUAAUAUAAAUUCACCUAAAACGUCUGCGGGUGAUUCGGACAAGUGGCUACAAGCUUGGGAAGACAAUAACAACAAUUAUCGCGCACCGUCCUUUCACCCAAAUAAGCAGACAUUUGAAAAAGUUAAUUUGUCAAGACAGAUUUCGCGCACAUCAAGCAGCACAUACAGCCGCUCAAAUUCAAUCAAUAAUCGUAAUUCGAAUCAUAGACAUUCCAAUCAAUCUGCUGACCCAUUUGAUCCAUUCGAUGAUCCAUGGUCAGCCUUUUCAUUCUUUAUACUCUGUCAUCAUACAUACUAUGGUCGUCUAUUCAUCGAAUCAAGCCAACAAUUUCCAAUCCAAUUCUUUUAUCGCAGCCUCAACCGACAGUUAAUUUAAUUAAUAAUUUCAAUAAUAAUAUGCGUACUCAACAAUCGAGUGCCUAUCCUCAUUGUGUGGCCUUAUACGACUUUGAUGCUGAAAAUCCUGGUGAAUUGUCAUUUAAGGAAAAUGACACUUUAAGGCUGCUAUCACGUGUCGACGACAAUUGGUAUGAAGGAAUGCUUAGCAGUGGACGAACAGGAUACAUCCCGAUGUCAUACGUUCAAGUAAAGAUUCCAUUGCCUUAAAAUAAUAAAGAAGAUGCUGUUCUCCAAGCUGAACUUAUUAUCAUCACUCUACAUGAUUGUUUAAAAAUAAAAAAAUAUGUAAAUUAACAAUUUAUUGUGCCUUCACCAAUUGAAUGAAAAGUGCGAGUUUUUUUUAUUUGCAUAACGUACGUAUUUUUGAGCCAUAUUUUUGUAUUUUAUGUCAUGUAAAGAUGAAAACUCUAAACUAUAUAUAAAUAUAUUUUUGCACACGAUAAUUCUGUUCUGCCCUUUUGAAUCUUUUCUUGAAGGGAAGACGAUGAAUAAAAUUAAUCGUUGUGAGACACUAAAAAGUUAAAUGAAUGAAGACAAAAAACUAAGAUUUAUACUUAAUAAAUGUAAAGAUUAUAUACACAAAAUUAAGCACAAGGAAACGAAUUUAAAAGUCAA
Messenger RNA from Chironomus riparius, 2355 nucleotides. NCBI's taxonomy places the organism in Eukaryota, Metazoa, Arthropoda, Insecta, Diptera, Chironomidae. The record is from the annotation of a GenBank genome assembly.